CCCAUUUACCGUAAAGGGCAUUGUAGAAGCGCAGGCGGAAGAAUCGGAUGCUGUGCGUGGCGGUCGGCAACUUUCUGCUGUGUCGAAAAGUUCCUCUCAGUGGUGGUCAACCUUGCGUUCGAGUGACACAACCGGGGAAGAUGGCGUGGCGCCACAACUGUGCCACGUCCCGAUUUAGCGGAGAAAUCAACAAAUACCCCCGACACGUCGCCGUGCUCUGCCUGAUAUUUUGUCUGCUUCUGCUAUCCUCGGCGGCGGAGGCCGGACUGUACACGAAGUCCGAUCAAAUCGUCGCGCUCUCGACGGACAAUGUCAAGUCUGUUUUGGUCAACUCCAGCUCAGCUAUAGUGGUGGAGUUCUAUGCGUCCUGGUGUGGACACUGCAUCUCCUUCUCGCCCGUCUAUAAACGUCUGGCGAGAGAUAUUAAAGAGUGGAAGCCUGCCGUUGAUCUGGCAGCCAUUGACUGUGCUGAUGAGAAUAACAGGAAGGUCUGCAUAAGCUUCGGCAUCAGAGGAUUUCCAACUUUGAAGUUCUUCCAUGCCUACAGCCAGGAGGAUUCGACUGGAAAGGCCUUUACAGGUUUGCUCCAUGACGUCCAAUCCCUCCGCCACUACAUUGUAGAGCUAAUGGAAAAACACCAAGAUCCGUGGCCUCCGGCCUGCCCUCCGCUUGAACCCACCAGCCAAGCUGAAAUCGACACCUUCUUGGAGAACAACAACGUUCGACACUUCGCCUUGAUCUUUGAGGAUGUAAGCUCCUACAUCGGCAGAGAGGUGACCUUGGACUUGUUGCAGUUUGAGAACAUUGCAGUGCGGAGGGUCCUGAGCACUGAGGAAGACCUUGUUACCAAACUGGGGGUAACCGAGUUCCCUUCCUGCUACCUUUAUUAUCCUGGAGGCAACUUCACAAGACUCAAAGUCAAAUUUGAGACCCGUACUUUCUACUCCUACGCCCUUCAGGGGCUUCCUGGGGUGGUGCGUUCAGGGAAGUCCUUGCCGGCCAGCGCAGACCACAUCGGCACGCAUCAAGAGGAGCUGUGGAGACCUUUCAACAGGUCCAGGGUGUACAUGGCCGACCUGGAGUCGACGCUGCACUACUCGCUGCGGGUGGAGCUGGCUGCUCAUCCUGUCAUCACAGGAGAGGCGCUGACUUCUCUCAGAAAGUACAUCUCAGUCUUGGCAAAGUACUUCCCAGGCCGCCCCAUCCUGAUGAACCUGUUGAAGUCCCUCGAUUCAUGGCUACAACACCAGACUGGUGAUCAAGUUUCAUAUCAAGCGUUCAGUGAAAUCCUGGAGAAUUCGACACAGGGUCCAGAUGCUGCCUUGCCCGAGGGGGUGAGGUGGGUGGCUUGCCAAGGGUCACAACCCCACCUCCGACGUUAUCCUUGUGGCGUGUGGACUCUCUUCCACCUUCUUACAGUGCAAGCCAAGAAAGCUGGUGACUCAGAUCCCGCGGAGGUGCUGAGUGCGAUGACAGGCUACAUCAGCAAUUUCUUUGGCUGCCGGCCAUGCGCCGAACACUUUGAGAACAUGGCCAGAGAGAGCCUUUCGGAGGUGAACACUUUUACUGACUCCAUCCUCUGGCUUUGGGCCCGACACAAUCGGGUCAACAACAGAAUAGCAGGUGCUUUGAGCGAUGACCCCAACUUCCCAAAGAUCCAGUGGCCUCCACCGGACACGUGUGCAGACUGUCACGGCGUGAAGGAGAACGGGGAGCACAAGUGGCACAUCAAGCAGGUUCUGUCCUUCCUUGAGGACUACUACUCUGCCGAACGUAUCCUCACAGACUACCUGGAAGACGAAAGUGAGGUUUUGGCCAAGCAGAAGGGAAAACGUGUCAAACUGCAGGCUCAGAAGCGUGUCGAAAGAGAAGCCAGCGAGGCCCUGAACCCUCCCAAUCUUCCUCCUCCAACGCAAGCUUUGAUAGAAGAAGAGGAGGAAGAGGAAGUGGUGGCAGAUGAAGAAGAGCAAGCGGCAGAAGCGGCCCAAGAGGAAGGUAAGACCCUUGAACCGAAACCCUGGGCCGCAGCGGAAAUCAAACUGGGCUCGGAUCGGCAACAUAACGUCAGGAGGCCGAGUAUCGUGGGAAUGAAAGUGCGAGAUGUGCAGGAGGACAUCGUGGACCUGGACUUGUUCGCCAACCAGCACUACAAAGCCCAAGCCAUGCAGGUGGCCACCUCCAGCCGAGUCAAACAACGCACCCUGCAGAGGAAUCGGGAGAAGCGAGACUCCGGGCCCGUGUUCGGGCUGCGCAUGGAGCCGGACGCCGGGCUCGGCGUGGCGGCCCUGGAGUCGGACUUCGGUUCCGACGAGGGGACGCGCGUGCUUAAGCGAGAACUGUCGGCCCAGCGCUUGGGCGAAGACGGCGGGCCGGGCCGGAGAGGCCGCUGGAUGUCCAUGCUGAGCAUUGGCUUCUCCAAAGUGGACGUCAGCCUGUGCGUCAUCCUCUACUUCAUGUCCUCCAUGUGUCUCCUUGUCAUGUACCUCUUCUUCAAAACCCGCCUCCGUUUACGGCGGCCCAAAGCGUCACUGCCUUGAUCUGAAGUGUGGGCCGGGCCCUUCCAACAACCUUUCCUUGCUGGUCUGGUUCUGUGCUUCAAGUCACAUCUAGUGACUUCCACUAGCUUUUCAGCAAAUGACCUACCGUGAAAACUUUGUGCAUAUAUGGAUGUUUAUUUUCAUCAAUGAGUCUGGUGUGAAUGAAGGAGAUCCUUUUUUGUUUUGUUUUUUUUUUGAUUAUGCCAUGAAGGACAUUUCAACACAUCCGCAGGCAAUGGAACUACUUGAACUUCUCUCCGGUGAUUCCACAGAUUUCUUUUUUAAUUCUAUUUAGCUUUAUGAGCAUUUUAUUUCAGAUUUUGGGUGAAAGACGUCCACCAUGAGUUACACUUUGUAUGUUAUAGGCAAUAACAUUCGGUACACCUGUAUGAACUAAUGCAGUGUUUCUCAACCUUUAUUGAGCCAAAGCGCAUUUUACCAAAAUCUCAAAAAUCACCACCAAACAAAAAUGCUUGCUCUGAAUAGCGCAAAUCUGAUAACACCCCACAACCCACUCCCCAUUAAAUGUCACAAAUUGCCGCUUUAGCUAAAUGAAACUCAUCAACUCACGCUCGUUUCUUUGCAUGAUAUUGCCACAAAGUGGCCACAAAAUACUACUACUGUCUGAAGCGCUUCAAUUCACUUCAACAAAAAGUAAUACCGGUACUUUCUUUGGUCUGAGUGCAAAAACAUUCGGUGAGUUUUUCAUUGAACACACUGGACAGGUUUCCCCCAAAUGAAUUUGCAAAAUGCAGGACCACAAAUAUGCAGGGGUUCACUCUAUCCUGAAAAAGUUGAAAGCAAAGCUGUUAUUUUUUUGAAUUGCAGCAAAUAAAUAUACAGAUUGGUUGACCCAAUUGAGGGUCAGUGAUUCAGAAAAUUAAAUAUAGUUCGAGCGGAGGAUUAUGUGAUUGUUGAUUCUGUCACUAUAAAUCGCUGGCAUAGAAAAAUGGACAAAGAUACAUUAUUUGUAAUAAAUUUAAAAAUGUCAGACAAGUUAAAUAAAAUGGAAAAAAAUUACAACUGAUAAUCUCUCACAGCACACUCAUGGUGUAAUGAGAUACAGUCUAAUAGCGGUAUGAAAAAAAUCUUUUGAAAUUUGUAAACAUGCCUCCCAUUGGAAGGAAAUCUUUGAUUGUGCCAGUGUACCUAAUGACGUGCCCAACGUGUAUAUUUGUUUGCAUUCUAAAUACUCACCACUGCUCUUGAAUUACAAAUUGAUAUUCAUUCUUUUUUUUUUUUGUUCAUUCCGUUUCACUGUUACACUUUAAUUACCGUUGAGACCAUGAGCCACUUGUCUUGCAGCUCCUGUGUUUCAAACAUCGCAUCCGCAACGAUGACGUCACAUUGCUGAGUCGUCAAGACAGAAACUGUUCAUGUCAAGUGGACAGACUAAUGCUGUCAUUACAAACAUAUGCGUGGAUUGUGGAAAACAAAGUUGUUUUGUUUUGUUUUUGUUUUUUUGGACAGCUCAUUUUGAAUGUGUCGAGAAAUUAAACAUCUCUAUCGUCUGUGACAUUAAAAAGUGUGACCAGAA
Molecule: messenger RNA, 4074 nt
Organism: Hippocampus comes (tiger tail seahorse)
Lineage: Eukaryota; Metazoa; Chordata; Actinopteri; Syngnathiformes; Syngnathidae
Gene: qsox1
Product: quiescin Q6 sulfhydryl oxidase 1
Exons: 13
Coding region: 48-2537 (829 amino acids)
Biological process (GO): protein folding
Cellular component (GO): Golgi membrane
Molecular function (GO): flavin-dependent sulfhydryl oxidase activity; protein disulfide isomerase activity
Source: RefSeq, a predicted model, not a curated record